Molecule: messenger RNA, 6292 nt
Organism: Acanthaster planci (crown-of-thorns starfish)
Lineage: Eukaryota; Metazoa; Echinodermata; Asteroidea; Valvatida; Acanthasteridae
Gene: vcl
Product: vinculin
Biological process (GO): cell adhesion
Cellular component (GO): actin cytoskeleton
Molecular function (GO): structural molecule activity; actin filament binding
Source: RefSeq, a predicted model, not a curated record
AGACCACCACGCCGCGAGCGGCCCGGCAUGCGAGGAAUUCCAAAUGAGGGUAUUCCAUCCAGUCGAUCGAUCACUGCCGGUGCCCGCAGAGAAUUCCCAAACUUUCACCUUGACGGUGUCUGAGUCACGGAAACCGAUUCUGUAAAAGGUUUAUGUCAACUACCGGGGACUCAGACAUUCAGUUGACAUUUACCCUGAAACUGGCCAGUAACUGACAAACACAGAACUUUUGUUGAUAGACUUGUCAUCGGCCCAAAGUCUGAGGUUGAUGUGGUUUUUGAGCCGUGGCUGGGCGUUGUCUGAAAGCCAAAUUCAAGACCAAUUCUGCUACCGUUGGACCACUUCAGUGAGCAACAAUGCCUACCACUUCCUAUCGCACCAAGACAAUCCAUAGCAUAUUGGACCCAGUUGCCCAACAAGUUGGUCAGCUGGUGAUCCUCCACGAACAAGCUGAAGAUGGGAACGCUAUGACUGAUCUGACCUCGCCCAUCAAGAUUGUAGAUCAGGCUGUCAGCAAUUUGGUUGUCGUUGGCAAGCAAACAGCAAGCACCAGCAAAGAUGAGAUUCUGCGUCGGGAAAUGCCCCCGACGUUCAUCAAGGUGGAGAAGUCGUCGGGUCUGCUGGUGGAGGCCAGCGACAUGCUCAAACAGGACCCGUACUCCGUACCGGCCAGGAAGAAGCUGAUUGAUGGGGCCAGAGGUAUCUUGCAAGGCACCUCUGAGCUCUUGUUUGUCUUUGAUGAGAGCGAGGUGCGUAAGAUUGUCAAGAUCUGUGAGGGCGUCUUGCAGUUAUUGGCAGUGUCAGAGGUCGUGGACACCAUGGCAGAUAUUCUCACCUUUGUUCAGAGCUUGACCCCUGUGGUGACCAACAUGAACAGUCAGGUGGCAGCCCGUCGGGAGGAGCUAAUCAACGCUUCGCAUGCCGCGCAGCUCGCCCAGCACCUGGAGCAGUUUCAGAGACUUAUCCCGCUGUUGGUCUCUAGUAUGAAAAUCUACGUCGCCAUCCUUGACCAAGGGAAGCCGGGUAAACAGGAAGCUUGGGAGAAUCGGACCUACGUGGCCAGUAAGAUGAUCUACCACAUCCAAGAAAUCAUCAGGGUGCUUCAGGCAGUGGAUGACGACAGUUUCCGAGUGGAUAAUGUGACCGGGCUGCGCGCGGCUCAGAAUCACAUUAAGAACAACAUGGACAAGGCAAGAGGGUGGCUGGCUGAUCCCAAUGCACUGGCUGGGGGCAUGGGUGAGAAGGCGGUACGACGCAUCCUGGAAGAUGCUAAGAAGGUAGCUAGUGGCCUGGAUGGCCCCCAGAAGGCAGCCAUAGAGCAAGCUAUUGAUGAAAUCACUGCCAUGACCAAUGAACUCUCAGACCUCCGAGCAAAGGGACAGGGUAACAGUCCUCGAGCGUUGGAGCUCGCCAAGGCUAUCGACGGUAAGCUGCUGAAUCUGGAGAACCAGAUCAACGCUGCGAUUGCUGAGAUCUUAAAGAGUAGCAUGGGCAAGAUGGCAUACACUGCUGGUGGCAAGCUAGCCCAGGCUAAGGAAUGGUUGAACAACCCUGGAGCAGAUGAUAAAGGAGUCGGUUAUCGUGCUAUCAAAGACAUCAUUACCACUGGACGCCAGAUCGCGGGCACCUGUGAUGACCUGGGUCAGCGUAAUGACCUUCUGCGUCUUUGCAAUGAGACGGAAACUCUGAAUGACCACCUGAAGGACCUGUGUAACAAGGGACAGGGUAACACUCCACAGGCUGAAGCUGCUGCCAAAAAGUUGUCAGAAAAGCUUGGUCAGUUGAACGAGAAAAUGACCGAGAUCGUGAUGGGUCAGGUGUCGUCGGAUUUCUUGGACCCAAUGUCCGCUGUCAACAAGUUGUAUGAAGCUGCACUGGUUCCUGAAGGAACCCCACAUCGGGAGGCCAACUUCACCAGCAAAGCGCAGAUAUUCCUUGAGAGCAGCAACAAGGCGGCAGACACAGCGGCUCGUUUUGCCGGUAUCGCAGAUGCCGACAGGGACACAGUAGAUCAGAUCCAUCGUCUCAGCAAUCAGGUGAAGGAAUUGACUCCACAGGUCAUCUCUGCUGCUCGCAUCGUCCUGAUGAAUCCUAACAACAAGGUUGCAGCCUCCCACUUAGAUGUCAUGAAGAAGGACUGGGAAGGAGCGAUGAAGGACCUCGACACUAAACUGACGUCUUCCUUGGACGUGCCGGCAUUCAUGAAAGCCUCAGAGGAGAGCAUGAAGAAGCAGACAGAGCUAGCCGUGGCAGCGGUCAAGCAGCACAACCCCCAGACCUUUGCCUCUUGCAUCUCCAACAUCGCUCUGCGGGGCAAGAACAUGGUCAAAGUCGCUAAGCGGGAGGCAGAGAACAGCGAGGAUCCCGAAUUCCAGCACAAAGUGGACUCGGCGUCUGACAAAGUCAACAGUUGCAUUCCUCCUACAGUCACUACUGGCAAGGCAUUGAUGCAAGACAUGGAUAAUCCCGAAAAGAUGGCCAACUGGCAAGAUGCCAAUAACAAGCUCCUGACUUCAGUGGCCGAACUCAAAGUCCCCUUCAUCUGUGUCAUCCCACCUGUGGAAUUCUGCACCCCUCCGCCUCCAGUGCCACCACCCCCGUCACAGACAGUGGAACGUGCCCAGCCGGCCAAACAGCGAGCAGGGCAGUACCCGGUACCCAGCAUGUCAGAGUACACAACCCCAGGACCCGAUUUGCCUGGUUACCAGAAGGCGGCCGCUCAGUUACAAGACGCUCUGCACAGUCCGCCUUCUCAUGACCCGGCCGUGUCAUCUCAUCAGCCUUAUGCAUACCCAACCUCUAAUCAGUUCGAUAUCCCCGUGAAAAUUGACCCCACCUCAUCAAGUCAGCCGGUUUAUCAUGCACAGCCUUCUGGUUAUGAGGCUAUCAAGCCUCACAGUGUUGCUGCCGAGGUUCACUCUGCUCCUCCGGUGCCCCCGCCACCUGCUCCUCAAGCUUUUCAGCGAUCAUACGUUCCUCCACCUCCUUCCUCAUCACACACAUCAAGACGCACCCCUCAUUCUUACCAGAGUCAGGAACCGCCUCGACCACCGCCUCCACCCAGCUAUCAACCUAAGAAGGCCAGUCAGGUGUCUACAGGUCCAGGUUCCAUGUCUCAGGUGUCAGGCUUGGAUACCCAUGGACCGCCCACCUCUUACCAAGCCACGCCCACGAGGGGUCAGGGUGCAAUGGCGCACUCGUCAGCCGCGCAUCCCCAAGACUGGCAAUCGCCCGAGUUGCUUGACAGUGUUGGCGAUGUCCGCCAAGCGUUUGUCGCGUCUCAGCCACCCACCGAUGCCAUGAGCACUCUCAACUUGGACACUGCACCACCCAGGCCACCCCUCCCCCAGGGCGAGGUGCCCCCACCCCGCCCACCCCCACCCGAGGAGGAGACAGAGGCACAUUUCCCUGAGGCUCCACCUAGCAACCAGCCUAUCAUGAAAGCUGCCUAUGACUUGCACUUGGAGACCCAGAAAUGGUCAAGUCAGGGUAAUGACUUGGUAGCAGCCGCCAAAAAGAUGGCAAUCCUCAUGGCUGAAAUGAGCAAACACGUCAGAGGUGAGGGUGGAAGCAAGAAGGAUUUCAUCAUGUGCGCUCGCAUGAUUGCCAAGCAGUCAGGGGAAGUCACCAGGCUAGCCAACAUCAUCGCCGAUCAGUGCACCGACAAACGCAUCCGAUUGAACAUGAAGCAAGUAAUUGAGCGGAUUCCAACAUUCAGCACUCAGCUGAAGAUCUUGACCACGGUCAAAGCCACCAUGCUGGGUGCACAAGAUCCGGAGAAAGAUGAGGAGGCUACAGAGAUGCUUAUUGGCAAUGCACAGAACUUGAUGCAAGCCGUCAAGGAAACGGUCCGUGCUUCAGAGGCCGCCUCCAUCAAGAUCCGGACGGACGCCGGACUCAAACUGCGCUGGGUUCGCCGCAACCCUUACGCCUACUAACUGCCUCUCCUUCACCCUAAGUCUUCUUGGACAAGAUUACUUUUAUACCAUUCUCUCUAAGUCACUGAUUUGAGCCGAGUUGAUAUUCAACAAUUUCUAUGCAGUAAGUACCAUUUUAAAAAUGUCAAUGCGACCUGUCAAUAUAAAAACGAGCUGAAGUCGGAACCUGUACUUUUGCAGAACAUUUUGGCAAAGCCAAAUUUUGAUGGGAUGGUCAAGCAUUUGUUUCUGUCUGUCCUCCUGUACUUCUAACAAACUGUCUUUGUUCAAUAAAACACAUUUCAAACUAAUUUUUGUCCGGGUUUAUAAUGAACAGUUUUCAUUGACUUGUGUUAAAAUGGGGGGGGGGUUCAAUGUCAUUUUAUCAAUCAGAAAACUUCUUUUACAACUACAGUAUGUGGUUCGAUAAUUCCUUCACUGAACCCAGUAUGCCCUGUGAUAUACGGUUUGUAGGAUCUUGUUCUUUGUUCCAGAAGUAGAAAUGUUUAAAUUAAAAGGUCCUACUUUAUGGUCAGUCUGUAGAUAGGUUGCAGAUUAGUGCGAGAGGUAAAGUUCUGGGCUUCGAGGAAUCUUGUAUCACAAAACGAUUGGUCAAUUAACAGCCAAUCGCAAAUAAUCUUGGUCAAUACAUUGAUUACUUAAAAUUUAUCUUCAUGAAUAUUAACAGUUAUUUUUUAUAACAUAAUUUAUUUAUAGCAGCCUAGAUUUGCCAUUUUCGUUUUUUUUCAGUCAGCGCGUAGAAAGUUUGGAAAUGACAAAGUAUACUAAUGAAAUUAUCUUUUAUUUUAGGUAUCUGACAUGAUGGUUACAGCAGUAGAGUUGAAUAUUUUAAUAAAUUACUAAUAUGGCAUGAAAACGUUUGACACUUACAAUUAAAAAAGGAAGCAAUAUCUUUGUGAUGUAAUUUAUAAGGAGUGUGUCAUUUACUGGACAUUGCAACUUUAAGUCAACUCUUUGGUUUACUUGAGAGUUUUUGAAAACUAAAAACCUAGUGACACUGCAUCAAGUGAUGCCUUCUGUUAGAGUUGAGCUGAUUUUGUCUGAUUGGGUAGAUGCAAGUUUGUUGGAAAGCACUGCUGUCGUGUGUUGCAUAUUAUAUUUUUUAGCAAGUUUUUUUAUCGACAUGUCUCACAUACGUUAAGAUUAUUAAAAGUCUAGUGAAUCGUUUUAGUGAUCGAUUCAACUUAAAAGAGCAAACUACAUGUAGGUGCAUUUUUAGAUGACUCUGAAUUGCAUCAUGUCAUUACCUUAACAUGUAAUACAGUGUCAACUUUUCCUGAUUUAUUUUGAUAAGACUGAUGAAGAUGUCAAAGCCAGGCAGGGCAUACAUCAGAUCUUGUGUAGUUGGCCAUAGUAGGUUUUGUUUGUUGUGUUUACUGAGGCUUGUCAUAAUUAGGGCAGUCUCUACACCUUGCUAACCCAACAAGGCAAUAUACAGUGUCAGAAGGUCAAAGGUUAAACAAAUCAAGAAUCUGAAAAGAAAAUGUCUCAAUUGUUUUCUUACUGAAAUCUCACAUGAAAAACCUCAAAUCCUUUAGAAUCUCCCAAAAGAUUUUAAAGGAUUGAGGAAGACUGAACCCCUUGAUGAGCUUUCGGGUCAUCCAAAAAAAUGUCGGAUUCACCCUGCUCUACAUAGAUUGAUCCUUUGCUGUAAUUUUUAUCUGUUACGGGCAUGGGACAGUGUUUGAUACUUGACGUCAAGAAGCGCUUUGUUAAGCAGUAUUCAUGCAUAACAUCUUGCUCCUGUUUCCAACUACACUGCCUCUUUGAAUGGCAGUAGUUGUCAUCAUCUUGUAAAGCUGUGAAAUGACUUGUCCAUGCUGCCUUCUAAAACUUGACUUUCUAGAAAUCUUUCAACCUUGGUGCCUGUGCUUGACUUAGUGGUGUAUGUAACAACGGUCUGGCAGGUAAAAUUAAAUCCUAGUUAAGCCACUAGCUUGGCUUGAUGUAUUCAUACACCAAUACAUGCCCAAAGAGCGGCAAUAGUCUUCCUACUUUCUUUUUUCUAAUCCUUUUGACUUAGCUUAUCAAAAUCACAGGAGUUUGGAAAUUGACUAGGUGCUUUCAUUAAGUAUAAAGAUGAACAAAGAAAUUGACUGGAGCGGGAUUUGAACCUGCAACCUCCGGAAUACCGUACUGGUGCUCUACCAAUUUCUUGUUGGAAGCAAAUUUCUUGUGAUGUUCACUGCGUGAAAUUAUGUCAACAGAUGUCACAUUGGAAUUUUUCAGAGUUUGUAUUUCUAAAUUGACUCGUCCCUGUCUGAUCAAAUCUUGUUGAUGUGUCUUUUGUAGAUUUGUUUGGAGAGAGCUUUUGAUUAAAUGCCUGGUCAGGUAAUGUAAUCAGCAGACAACCA